Molecule: messenger RNA, 1650 nt
Organism: Letharia lupina
Lineage: Eukaryota; Fungi; Ascomycota; Lecanoromycetes; Lecanorales; Parmeliaceae
Exons: 6
Coding region: 1-1650 (549 amino acids)
Biological process (GO): RNA polymerase I preinitiation complex assembly; nucleolar large rRNA transcription by RNA polymerase I
Cellular component (GO): RNA polymerase transcription factor SL1 complex; RNA polymerase I core factor complex
Molecular function (GO): RNA polymerase I core promoter sequence-specific DNA binding
Source: RefSeq, a predicted model, not a curated record
AUGCCUAAAAAGUUGGAAUACACGAAGGGUCAAAGGUGCGGCAAGGAGGAUAAUUGCAGAUCAACGCUGUACUACGAAGAAAAUAGCUUCCAGUACUGCAAGAGGGGGCAUCUGCAGGAGGGAAUACCAACGCAGCAAGAUGAGGAUGACUUUGGCACCCAGGGUAGAAAGACCCGCGUCAGAAGGGAAACAAAAGAAAAGGUCUCCCAAAUUUACAGAGGCGCCACUGCUACAGAGCUCUACCUUCAAUCCUAUCAGCUCAUCCUCUGGAAACAAUGCUACGCCUUGGUCCACACCACUGGCCUCCCAGCAGAGCUCGAGACCGUGGUCAAAGACUUAUGGGCGUUGCGGUUGCAGUUGCUGAAAAGCAAGACUGAUGCUACCUCAGACGAGGACACGAUGUUUAGCUCACAGCCGCAGAGCGAGACGGAGACAGAAGAUAAGCAUGAGGGUGUUGGGAGAAAGUGGAAGGUUAGGGGGAAAAUUAUGCCCAGCUUGAUUGAGACGCUGGGACUCUGCUAUCUGGGAACGAUCCUGCUGCGAUUGCCUGUUAGUAUUGGGGAGAUGCAUCGGUGGGCUGUCAGAGAGGACAUUCCUUUCAUAAGGGCCGUGAGAUUCGUACCGGCUAUCAUGAAGCAAAGGCUACCCGCACAGUACCUCAAAGCACUGGAUACCACGUCUCCGCUCGAGCUAGAUCAGCUACGCAAGACGAUCCAUAAUCUCUCUCUUUUCUACACACACCAUUUCGCGCUCGUCUUCCCUCCACUCAACGCUCCUCUUUUACUCUACAAGCAGAUACGCAAUCUCUCCUUACCAAUCACGCUCCACCUCAAAACGCUCGAGAUUUCUCGACUACUAUUAAUAACGUUCGCCUUUCCAUUGCCUAGCUUUCGGCAGCAGAUCUCUUCCUUGCCCGAAAUUCAGCUGAUAUGUCUGCUGAUAAUAACGGUGAAGCUCUAUCACCCAUUUGACGGCUUUACCCGCCAUGUGCGCUCUCUUGCAGACUCGGCUGUAUUGACAAUUGACUGGGCAACAUGGGUCGACGUUCAAAGCUCUCACAAACUCCAUGCUACCGGCGAGGCUCACGUGGAACGUGGAAGCGAGAUAAAUGUCACGGAAAGGGAUGUCAUGAAUAUGACGGGGGAACAGUUGGACGAUUACAUGGAUUGGUACGAACGCACCUAUGUCGACGAGUCCCGUGUGGAGGAAAAAGCUCGUGGCCUUCCAAAGCAGCUCCUCGACAUGUUUCCAAUAGGUCGUACAGAUGGUUCCAGCCCUACGCCAUACAAUUACGAUCAGAUGGCUGUCAAGGAGCAGGAGACCAUCGACAAGAGGCUCAAUGUGGUGAUGGGCAAGCUGCGUUUGCGCAAUGUAGUCCCUGACAACCCUGAAUAUUCCGCUGGGGUUCAUGGGGACUCGACUCGAAUCGGAAGCUUCUACAAGAGAUACAGGAAAGUUGAGGAUUUAACGCCGCACGCCAAAGCUUUCCAUGAAGCAGUUGCUGAAGCGAUCGGUGUCAGGCUUGAAAGCCUCAUUCUAGCGGUGGGACAGGUGGAGCGAAGCUUGGUGAAGUGGAGAGAGGCAAAGGUGAAGGCAGACAAAGAGGAAGGUGAUGCGCUCAUGGAGAAUACAAGCGACAACAACGCUUGA